This is a messenger RNA of Ictalurus furcatus (blue catfish), 1372 nucleotides long. It is a transcript of the gene fxyd5, whose product is annotated as FXYD domain containing ion transport regulator 5. NCBI's taxonomy places the organism in Eukaryota, Metazoa, Chordata, Actinopteri, Siluriformes, Ictaluridae. Gene Ontology annotation, cellular component: membrane. The transcript is spliced from 8 exons. Bases 269 to 754 code for a protein of 161 amino acids. The record is from RefSeq and is a predicted model, not a curated record. Gene Ontology annotation, molecular function: sodium channel regulator activity. Gene Ontology annotation, biological process: regulation of sodium ion transmembrane transporter activity.
UCUUCCAACACAGACACACAUUAGCAAUGUCAGAGAGAGCAUGUGACCUGGGCACAGACUGGUAGACAAAGGCUGAUGCUGGUAGAGUGAAAGAGAGCUGGUGGGCUGAACAGAAUGUAUGUCAUGAAUGCCAGAAAGAGAGAAAGAAAGAAGCCACGAGGUGAAAAAAGGAAGCAGAAAAAAAGGGUGUGGCCAACCAACGGUUUGAUUUAGCAACAUCUGUACUGUUGGACGCUGAGACCUGAAACUGACGCACAGUCUUUUCAGCAUGGCAGCUAAGAGAGUCUGGGCAGGAAGUGCACUAUCAUUGAUCAUUUUCUUCUUCAGAGCAUAUGCCAGUGGAAAUGAUACUCUCUCAAUGGAUGUCCAACCUUCUUCAGCACCUUCUGUCACCACAAAACUUACAUCAGCCGAGAAAGAUGGAGUAAAAACAACCGAACUUGGUACAACUGCAUCGCCCUUUGAUGUUCAGCACACCAAUGAGAAAACUACAGGUGUUACAAUCAAUGUUACAGUCAAUUCUGUGACCUCGGACACCUACAAAAACAAUACCACUGCCAGAGUGGAAACAAAGCUAGAUGAUAAAUGGGAUGAGCCCUUCAAAUAUGAUUAUAGCUCUCUGAGGCAGGCAGGGCUGACUAUAGCUACUGUGCUCUUCCUGUUGGGCAUCAUGGUGAUUACAUGUGGCAAAAUGAGAUGUGGCCGCCGUUGUCGCAUGGGCAAAGGACGAUCGUAUGAUGUGACCGGAAUGUAAUUCAGACCAAAAAGGCCCAACAGGCGAGCAGCAGCAUGAGACAGCCAUCCAGUCAGACCUGUUCUCACUGCACUCUGUGUGUCCGUGUGUGUGUCUGUGUGUGUGUGUGUGUGUGUGUUUGUGUAAUUUAUUCAUAUUAAUUAUAAAUAAGACAUGAUGGAGAGAAAAUCUGCCUGUCCCCAGUGCUCGAGCUUUGCUAUGUGUACCUGUGCAUGUGUACAUUUGCACAAUGUAAACCUGACCUCCUGGUUUGUAGCAAAAGAGGUGGAGGGGAAUAUGGACAUGUGCUGUCAUGUUGCACCAAAGGGCAUCCACUCCCAUUCAGACAAAACACACACACACACACACACACACACACCUCUGACUAACACAUCUCUGACACACACACACAUCUCUGAAUGUCUGACUCUGUCUGCUCUCCAUGCUGUCACAUUUCUUACAGUGCUCCAUGUCUGUGUUUCCUUUCAUAACACAGAGUUUAUCAUCCUUGUUAAUGGGGGAAAAAGGCUUUUGUGGCUCAAAAGUGCCCUCAAGAGGCUUAAAAUUACUUUUGGCACAAAACCAAUAAGUUUGAGGUUUCAAAGAAGGAAAUAAAGCUAUUUUAUAUGGAUGAGGUAA